This is a messenger RNA of Dacryopinax primogenitus, 531 nucleotides long. RefSeq lists its product as uncharacterized. The record is from RefSeq and is a predicted model, not a curated record. The transcript has a single exon. The coding region runs from base 33 to 389 and encodes 118 amino acids. NCBI's taxonomy places the organism in Eukaryota, Fungi, Basidiomycota, Dacrymycetes, Dacrymycetales, Dacrymycetaceae.
UUUAUUCUUUCGGUGCGUGGCUUAGAAUCAUAAUGCAGUGUGCUACAGCCCAUGCCGCGUUGCAAGACAGUAUCAUCCGGGCCCGAGAAAGAUCUUUAAUAUCACGAACUCUACCGACUCCACCUCAAACUCAACAACAGACUGCAACAAGUCCAGGAUCCCAGAGACGACCAGCUUCUCCCAUAACACGUGCCAAUGAUUCGAAUCAAGCUCGACAACAAGACCAACGGCCGGAUUUGGAGCGACAGGGGUUGCCCUCGCUGUCUUCGGUGCUUCGAUCUUUGACCAGUAAUGAAGUGAAUGCACUUGAUGCAGCAGAUGCUGGCGGCCCAUCAUCAGGAGUGGGACGGACGACCUGUGCACAAGGAUCUCCAAAAACUCAAGGCUAAGCCACCAUCUUCGCGACAACGCAUGUUCAAGCGGGUCACCAAACGUGUGGUGUAUCCGAUCUUGGCGAAGCAGUCGCUGCACACAGUAUGUUCGGGCUCACGACACUGAUCUCGUGAUGGAAUCAAGGACUUGAGCGUUGAA